Molecule: messenger RNA, 942 nt
Organism: Aspergillus luchuensis
Lineage: Eukaryota; Fungi; Ascomycota; Eurotiomycetes; Eurotiales; Aspergillaceae
Exons: 2
Coding region: 1-942 (313 amino acids)
Source: RefSeq, a predicted model, not a curated record
AUGGGUGGGAAUAUUAGUGAUCUGAAAACAACUCUUGCUGAUUAUAAAGCAACUAUCUCUAUCGCUCUCGGGGGAGCCACAUUUCGUCAAGCCACUGUUGCCAGCACUGUCAUCGACCAGUAUAAGACCAUGAUCGAGGAAGCAACGUCUGACCUUCAGGAGCAUCUACAAAACAUUGAGGAAAGGUUGCAAUCGCUCGAUCAGCACGGGGGUCCUGUUCAAAGGUCUGAUACUUUUCACUUACAAGACAUAAGGGAGGAGAAGGAAAGCACUGAGCAAUGCCUGACAAUAUGUACUCAUGUUGCGCAAGUCAUUGCACACUUCCAGCAACAGCUUCCGCAAUUCCAUUCUAAGGGUGAGAAUAUAUCUAUACAGUUUGGUUCUGGCAAUGAUGAUAUAUCCGGUCAAUCCCAGAACCUGACCAGCGCUAUGCUCACUGACUUUGGCGCAAGAGUCUCAUCAAACUCGGAGGCACUCCAGGCCCGUUUGAUGGAACUGACAAACCGACUGAGACAAAUGUCGGAACAGGGCAUAAUGUAUAAGGAUCCCACAAACUUGAAUCUCAUCAAAGAGGAGAGGGAAAGCAUUAUACAAUGUCUUAAUGUCUGUUCAGAGGCCUCCGACUUGGCACACAGAGCCCGCACGAAUAUCUUUGAGGACGUGACAUCUUCAGAUGAGUCACAUCAGCUCGUGGUAUCUACCAUUGGAGAUCUGAUUUCCGCCAAGCAUAUCAUCACUGGCUCGAAAUCGGCGCAGUGGUUGGGCCAAAUGUCAGACACUUCGCUACAGCAAUUAUCUCGGGACUUCCGUGGACAAGUCGGGAUAGGAGAAGAGCCACCCGCGCGGGCAGAGAAAAAUGAAUUCAAUACCCGCUACGGGUCUGGUCAGUUGCUCGGAGAAGACUCUCCAAGGCGCCGAACAUCUCCCAGCGACAAACGCUAA